Strongylocentrotus purpuratus (purple sea urchin) is the source of this 802-nucleotide messenger RNA. RefSeq names its product contactin-associated protein-like 5. Lineage: Eukaryota; Metazoa; Echinodermata; Echinoidea; Camarodonta; Strongylocentrotidae. The record is from RefSeq and is a predicted model, not a curated record. The transcript has 2 exons. Bases 171 to 545 code for a protein of 124 amino acids.
UAUACAUUUACUUUUUUUCUUCAAUUCGUUUACCUGUACUACUUUUUUUCUUCCUUUAACGUCCCUGAGGCAAAACCAUCAUAGCUCACAACGUUACUGGUGAACAAACUGUUCCCCAAGGUUUUGAGGGGCACGGUUCUUACCCAGUAGAUGUCGCAUACACCCUACCCAUGGAUACCAUUGUUGCGAUUAUGAUGGACUCCAAAAGCUGCAGACAGUAUGUCAGAGCAACCUGUUACAAUACUCAUAUCUACGAUGAUGGUGGCGAGCAAACAGCUUACUGGGUCUCAAGACAGGGCAUCAAGAUGCCAAACUGGGGCAACGCACCCAGUGAUGUUACAGGGUGUCUCUGCGGCUUAAGCAACACUUGCUUCUACAGCGAAGUUGCACUUUGCAAUUGUUACCGUUCUUCAGACAAGUGGUUAACGGAUGAUGGCUAUCUCACUGAUGUAGACCGACUUCCGGUCACCAGGUUACAUUUCGGAGACACCGGAGGCUCUGAUGAAAUGAUGAAGUACGAGCUCGGCUUUCUGGAGUGCGAAUGAGGGCCCCAAUAACUGUUAAAAGGAAGCUACAACCUGAUGAUUUAUUAAUUUGAUUAUAAUAAAAGCAAGGAAAUAAUUAUGAAAUGUAAAUCAGUGAACGUUCAUUGGUUCAAUGGUUCAAAUUUAAGGUUUAAGGAAAAAUCCGAUUAAAAGUAAGCAAGUUAUGAAUUCAAAAAGCUUUUUUAUUUAAUCCUUGAACAGGCAAAUGAAGAAGUAAUUAAACGUUUGCAAUAACUUUAGGGUUGUUUUCAUCCCUA